AAGGAAUGGAACCCAAAACCAUCGGCAUCUCUCCAUCUUUGCGGAUCAAAAACCCAGCCGUUCUGCUGAUUCCAUCUCCUACCCGCCGAUCUCUCUGGGUACGGUACGCCGAAUCAUUCAUUUUCUCUCUCAAUUCAGUUCGUCGUUUCAAUUUCUUCUCUCUUUCACCCUCUCCACCUGAUCCAUUUUCCCUCAUUCACUGAAUUCCAGAUGCUCCACUUUUUCCAAUCUCCGAAUCGAGCAGCAGAACGUCAGUAGACUUCACACUGCAAUCGUGGUUGUUUUGGCCGCGAAAGAUGUUGAGAUUCCACGUGGAAGGGAAGGUGGUCGAGAGAGUUGACUUGUUGAGGAAGAAACAUUGGGCAUGGCGGUUGGAUCUGUGGCCAUUCGCUAUUCUCUAUGCAGCUUGGCUUGCGGUGGUUGUUCCGAGCAUAGACUUUGGGGAUGCUUUGAUUGUUUUGGGUGGACUUGCGGCUCUUCACGUUCUGGUCUUGCUUUUCACUGCUUGGUCGGUUGAUUUCAAAUGCUUUGUCCAGUACAGUCAGGUUAAUGAUAUUUAUCAUGCUGAUACAUGCAAAAUAGUUCCAGCAAAAUUUUCGGGCUCUAAAGAAAUGGUUAUGCUUCAUUUUCGUAAGCUUCUGGCAGGUUCUGCAUCUGCAGUGGAUAUUGAGGAGAUCUACUUUGAUUUUAGAAAACAGCGGUUUAUUUAUUCAAAGGAGAAGGAGACUUUCUGCAAGCUUCCUUACCCAACUAAAGAGACUUUUGGUUAUUAUCUAAAGAGUACCGGCUAUGGCUCCGAGCCUAAAGUUGUAGCUGCUAUUGAAAAAUGGGGACGCAAUAUAUUCGAGUAUCCACAACCAACGUUCCAGAAAUUAAUGAAAGAGCAGUGUAUGGAACCAUUUUUUGUAUUUCAGGUCUUUUGUGUGGGAUUAUGGUGUUUGGAUGAGUAUUGGUAUUACAGCCUGUUUACUCUGUUCAUGCUGUUUAUGUUCGAGUCAACAAUGGCAAAAAGCCGGUUAAAGACCCUGAGUGAGUUGAGACGUGUAAGAGUGGAUACUCAGACCUUAAUGGUGCAUCGGUGUGGAAAGUGGGUUAAGUUGCCUGGGACUGAGCUUUUGCCUGGAGAUGUUGUCUCUGUUGGGCGUGAUUCUGGUCAUAGUGGUGAAGAUAAAUCUGUACCUGCUGAUAUGCUUAUAUUGGCUGGAAGUGCUAUUGUUAAUGAAGCCAUUCUUACUGGGGAGUCCACACCACAAUGGAAGGUUUCAAUAACUGGGAGGGGAGUUGAGGAGAAGUUAUCAUCUAAGAGAGACAAAAGUCACAUGUUAUUCGGUGGGACCAAAAUAUUGCAGCAUACUCCAGAUAAGACCUUUCCCCUUAGAACCCCUGAUGGAGGCUGCUUAGCAGUCGUUCUGAGAACUGGAUUUGAAACAAGUCAAGGGAAACUAAUGCGCACGAUUUUGUUUUCUACAGAGAGGGUUACAGCUAACAGUUGGGAAAGUGGCCUAUUUAUUAUGUUCUUGGUUGUAUUUGCAGUUAUAGCUGCGGGUUACGUACUUGUAAAGGGGUUGGAAGAUCCCACGAGAAGCAAGUACAAGCUCUUUCUCAGUUGCUCACUUAUAAUCACUUCUGUUAUUCCUCCCGAACUACCAAUGGAACUGUCAAUAGCUGUUAAUACAUCAUUAAUUGCUCUAGCACGUCGUGGAAUAUUUUGUACAGAGCCUUUUCGAAUACCAUUUGCUGGAAAGGUUGAUAUUUGUUGUUUCGAUAAAACUGGAACACUGACAUCAGAUGACAUGGAGUUUCGAGGAGUAGUUGGGUUAAGUGAUAAGGAGGAUUUGGAAUCUGACAUGACUAGAGUGUCUUUGCGCACAGUUGAAAUUCUGGCUUCUUGCCAUGCAUUGGUGUUUGUGGACAACAAGUUGGUGGGAGAUCCUCUUGAAAAGGCUGCACUCAAGGGAGUGGAUUGGACUUACAAAGCUGAUGAGAAAGCUAUUCCCAGAAAGGGAAGCGGGCAUGCUGUCCAGAUUGUUCAGAGACACCACUUUGCUUCACAUUUGAAAAGAAUGGCAGUCAUUGUGCGCCUUCAAGAGGAAUUUUUUGCAUUUGUGAAGGGUGCCCCUGAAACUAUCCAGGAGAGGCUCACUGAUGUACCUACAUUUUAUGUUGAGACAUAUAAGAAAUAUACACGACAAGGUUCCCGUGUCCUUGCUCUUGCUUUCAAGUCACUUCCAGAUAUGACAGUGUUUAAUUGUCCAAUUAGACCAGAUUCAGCUACAAUAUUAUCUGAGCUUAAAGGAUCAUCCCAUGACUUGGUAAUGAUUACUGGUGACCAAGCUUUAACAGCAUGCCACGUAGCUAGCCAAGUUCACAUUACCUCAAAGCAGAUUUUAAUUCUCAGUCCAAAGAAGGGAACUGAGGAAUAUGAGUGGCUCUCCCCAGAUGAGUUACAGACAGUUCCCUACAGAGAGAAAGAGGUGGGAAAUUUAUCGGAGACAUAUGAUCUGUGUAUUGGAGGAGACUGCAUCGGAAUGCUUCAACGCACCUCCACUGUGCUGGAUGUUAUUCCAUACGUUAAGGUUUUUGCAAGAGUUGCUCCAGAGCAAAAGGAACUCAUAUUGACCACUUUCAAAACAGUUGGAAGAAUGACCUUGAUGUGUGGGGAUGGAACCAACGAUGUUGGAGCUUUGAAGCAGGCCCAUGUAGGAAUUGCUCUCCUAAACGCAGCCCCUCCUCCUCAAAGUGGUAACUCUUCUUCAGAGGCAUCAAAGGAUGAGGCUGCACGGUCUGCAAAGUCAAAGAAAUCAAAGGUUUCAUCAGAAUCGUCAGGAAAAGCACUUGUAAGUGGAGAAGGUUCUUCGAAAAGCAAAGUUGGUGCAAAAAUGGAUUCUGCUGCUGAGCAAGCUAAUAACCGUCAUAGGACACCUGCAGAGAUGCAAAGGCAGAAGCUAAAGAAACUGAUGGAUGAGUUAAAUGAAGAAGGCGAUGGGCGCUCUGCCCCUAUUGUCAAGCUUGGGGAUGCAUCCAUGGCAUCACCAUUCACAGCAAAACAUGCAUCUGUUGCUCCUACUACCGACAUUAUUCGCCAAGGUCGAAGUACUCUAGUGACAACUCUUCAGAUGUUUAAAAUACUCGGUCUCAACUGCCUCGCUACUGCCUAUGUACUGAGUGUUAUGUAUUUGGAUGGUGUAAAGCUUGGUGAUGUUCAGGCGACUAUCAGUGGAGUAUUCACAGCAGCCUUUUUUCUCUUCAUCUCACAUGCGCGUCCCCUUCCGACGCUUUCAGCUGAACGGCCCCAUCCUAACGUCUUCUGCUCCUAUGUUCUUAUUUCUCUGCUAGGCCAAUUUGCAAUCCACUUAUUUUUCUUGAUUUCUUCAGUGAAAGAAGCCGAAAAACACAUGCCUGAUGAAUGCAUAGAGCCAGACUCAGAUUUUCAUCCCAACUUAGUAAACACGGUUUCAUACAUGGUAAGCAUGAUGCUUCAGGUGGCUACCUUUGCUGUAAACUACAUGGGUCAUCCCUUCAACCAGAGUGUAUCCGAAAACAAACCAUUUUUAUAUGCCCUCUUGGCUUCAGUCGGUUUCUUCACCGUUAUUACCUCCGAUUUGUUUAGAGAUCUGAAUGACUGGCUGAAGUUGGUUCCGUUGCCAGCGGGAUUGCGGGAUAAGCUUCUGGUUUGGGCACUUCUUAUGUUCUUGUGCUGUUACUCUUGGGAAAGACUGUUGAGAUGGGCAUUCCCAGGUAAAAUCCCAGCAUGGCGGAAGCGCCAACGGCUUGUAGCGGCUAGUCUGGAGAAGAAGAAACAGCUUUGAGUGAAAUUUUGGGUUGGCAAUGGCGGCGGAAUGAGCAGCUGAUAAACAAUGGGGUUGAGCCAAAGUGUUGUAGGAAUAGAAGGAUAUGAUGAUUCAAUAUAUUUGCCACUCAGGCGUAUUAAGUGGUGGAAUUUUGUCAAAAUUACUUAUAAAAUUUAGGAUUAGACUUGCUGUUUAUGGGUAAUCUUAGACCGACGACACAAUUGAUUGGAUGCAAUUUUUCAAAAAAGAUGUAAAUCACUCACUUACCAUUGUUGCUUUAUCCUAAUUUAAUGAAAUGCUCUUACAGAGUCUGCUACUUCAUUAUGAAGUGCAUUGUUUUCUUUUGA
Momordica charantia (bitter melon) is the source of this 4138-nucleotide messenger RNA. RefSeq names its product phosphate deficiency response 2 (gene PDR2). Lineage: Eukaryota; Viridiplantae; Streptophyta; Magnoliopsida; Cucurbitales; Cucurbitaceae. The record is from RefSeq and is a predicted model, not a curated record. Gene Ontology annotation, cellular component: endoplasmic reticulum membrane. Gene Ontology annotation, molecular function: P-type ion transporter activity; ATP binding; ATP hydrolysis activity. Gene Ontology annotation, biological process: transmembrane transport; intracellular calcium ion homeostasis.